UCGCCUCGUCUUCCUUCGUCCUCUGUCGCCGCCGAGAUGCUGCUGGCUCGCGCUCUCCGCCCGGCCGUGGCCGCUUUGGCGCUCCGGCCCCUCCAAGCGCAGCUGCGCCUCGCCGCGCCUCGCCUGCCCGCCGCCCUGGCGCCCGCCGCGGCCGCCCGCCCCUUCACCCGCUCCUUGUGGCUGCUGUGCGGCGACGGGCAGGGCCGAAGCGGUCUCCUGCGCGGUCCCCGGGCCUCGCCCUCGCUGGCCUGCACCUGCGGGGGGCUCCACACCGAGGGUGAUAAAGCUUUUGCAGAGUUUCUGACAGAUGAGAUUAAGGAGGAGAAGAAAAUCCAGAAAAACAAAACUUUGCCUAAAAUGUCCGGCGGGUGGGAGCUGGACGUUCAGGGCACAGAAGCCAAGCUGGUUCGGAAAGUUGCCGGAGAAACGAUCACCAUUUCCUUCAACAUCAACAACAGCAUCCCUCCCAGCUUUGAUGAGCCCCAGGAAGGACAGAAAUCUGAAGAGCAAGAGCCUGAGCUGACCUCGACCCCGAAUUUUGUCGUUGAAGUGACCAAGGAUGACACCAAACAGACGCUUGUCCUAGACUGCCAUUAUCCUGAGGACGAGAUUGGUCACGGUGAGGAAGAAGAGAACGACAUUUUCGCCAUCCGGGAGGUGAGCUUCCAGCCUACAGGAGACUCAGAGUGGCGAGAAAAUAAUUACACCCUCAACACGGACUCUCUCGACUGGGCCUUGUAUGACCACUUAAUGGAUUUCUUGGCGGACCGAGGAGUGGACAACACAUUUGCGGAUGAGCUGAUAGAGCUCAGCACAGCUCUGGAGCACCAAGAAUACAUUCGAUUCCUCGAAGGUCUGAAGCAGUUUGUGAAAUGCCAGUAGGCCCCGAAACCAAGGGGAAGGCCUCAGCCCUGCGGAAUGGGGCUCCGUUUCCUGUGCUUUUACCCUUAGGUGCUGGACUCUUGUUUGGAAACCCAGGCGAUGAGACACAGAGAGAGAGAGAGUUGAUAGUCUGAAACAUUCAUCGUGGUUGGAAAAUGUAAACACUUGGAGAACUUGGUGAUGGCUGACUGGCGUGGUGAAGUCCAGCUCUCACAUUUGAAACACGCCUGCUGUUCUUGGAAGUGUGAAUUUUUGGGUGGAUUUUGUACAAUUUGAAGAAAGAAGGAAGGAAAAUAAAUGCAACUGAACACCUUGCCUGUA
This is a messenger RNA of Heteronotia binoei (common prickly gecko), 1203 nucleotides long. RefSeq names its product complement C1q binding protein (gene C1QBP). Gene Ontology annotation, biological process: cytosolic ribosome assembly. The record is from RefSeq and is a predicted model, not a curated record. The coding region runs from base 37 to 882 and encodes 281 amino acids. Lineage: Eukaryota; Metazoa; Chordata; Lepidosauria; Squamata; Gekkonidae. The transcript has 6 exons. Gene Ontology annotation, cellular component: mitochondrial matrix.